AUGGUCCAGGCCGAACGUGCCUCCAACGAAGCUCGUUUACUUGCGGAAGCCGCUGCUCGUACCGCCAGCGAAGAAGCAAAGCAGAGAGCAGCGGAAGCAGAGCAGGAGCGUAAGCGAACUGCCGCUGUACAAGAACAAGCCAAACGAGACGCUCAGGCUGCCCAGGAGCAGGCCAAGAAACUACAGGAGGCUGCUAAUGAGGAGAAGAAGAAGGCGACUGCCGCACAGGAGGCGGCCAACAAGUCGAAGAAAGUGGCAGAAGAGCAAGUGAAGGUAGCCAAUUCUGCCAAGGAGGAGGCUGAACGCAAGUUGAAAGAAGGCAUUCAACCUGUGGUGACUCCCACGCCUGCAGAAGUUAGCGCCGCCAAGCGGAAAGUUCAAUAUCGCGAAGAUCUUUUCCACUUCGCAGUAGCCGGGGUGGCAGGAGGAGGGAAAUCAUCUCUUAUCAAUGCCUUCCGCGGUUUGCCCAUGGCCAGAUACGCCAGCCCCAACGCGGAAUACCCAUAUGUCUGGUACGAUAUCCCAGGCGCAGGCACGCUCAAAAUCCCAGACUGGCAGUACUUCAACGCCCAAGGACUUUACGUCUUUGACUGCAUCAUCGUGCUGUUCGACAAUCGGUUCACCAUGACCGACAUUGCCAUCCUCACCAACUGCAAGCGUUUCAAGAUCCCCACGUAUAUCGUGCGUUCUAAAGCAGACCAGCACAUUCGUAACAUCAUGAAGGACAUGGGGUACGACAGCGAUGACGAUGAGAGCGAGGACCAGAAGAAGAAGCUUUACCAGGCUGCACGACAGCAGUUCAUUCAGCAGACGCGCCAGAGCGUGAGAGAGAACCUGGAGAAUGCCAACAUGCCUGACCAGAGGGUCUACAUCGUUUCGAACGAACCUAUGCUCGGCGUCAUGAAGGAAAAGCGGCCGAAGAAGGUCAUCGACGAAAUUGAGUUGUUGAACGACUUAAUCGGAGAAGCUCAGACCAGGCGAGCACGCCGUGAUGCUGAAGCAGCGACUGCUGUGAAGGAGAAGUAG
Molecule: messenger RNA, 1026 nt
Organism: Suillus discolor
Lineage: Eukaryota; Fungi; Basidiomycota; Agaricomycetes; Boletales; Suillaceae
Exons: 2
Coding region: 1-1026 (341 amino acids)
Cellular component (GO): membrane
Molecular function (GO): GTP binding
Source: RefSeq, a predicted model, not a curated record